Molecule: messenger RNA, 1551 nt
Organism: Fusarium keratoplasticum
Lineage: Eukaryota; Fungi; Ascomycota; Sordariomycetes; Hypocreales; Nectriaceae
Product: HET domain-containing protein
Exons: 1
Coding region: 1-1551 (516 amino acids)
Source: RefSeq, a predicted model, not a curated record
AUGCUCUUUGGAAGGGAACAAAAGACACAGAAGCGGCUGAUCCAAGACUGCACCAAGAAACAUGCCGCGUGUCAGACCUCCGACUCUACACCCUUUCUACCAUCACGACUCAUCGACAUCCGAGCGUAUCCAGAUGUCCGCCUAGUUUUGCAAAAUGAGAUAUCUGCUAAUGGACAAAAAGACCAAAGAUACGUGGCUCUGAGCUACUGCUGGGGAACGCGUAUGCCAGAGACGGGCAAAGCGACAACAGACAAGCUGGAAACUCUCGGGAAAGGAAUCGAACUUUCGCAACUUCCAGCAACACCACGAGAUGCAAUCAAGCUUACGAAUCUACUUGGAAUUCCCUUUCUUUGGAUCGAUUCGCUGUGCAUCCUCCAAGACGACAAGCAAGACUGGGCGAGAGAAGCUUCUCUUAUGAGCAAAGUCUACUCAAGAGCGUACAUCACCAUUGCGGCAGGGGCUUCAGACCACUGUGAUGGCGGGUUCAUCAAGGCUUCGUAUUCCAAGAAGGACUUGCCGGUUCCUCGAAGAGGAGGUUACGGCAUGGAGUGGGACUUUACGACACCUGCUGAAGAGCCAAACCCUUGGAUUCGGUCUUUCUUUAGGAAUCCACUCUUUUCUAGGGGAUGGGUGCUUCAAGAGCGCGAGUUAUCACCUCGGAUUCUCUACUUUACGACUACCCACGUCGUCUGGGAGUGCAGAGAGGAAGUUUGCUCGUACAUCCGCCCUCUAAACCGCCUGCCAAGCCCGAAGAUCAAGUAUCUCGACCUGGACCACUUCUCUUCGGCCUGGCCAUUCCGUUGCUUCGAUGUUCCUUCUGAUGGCAAGGGAUUUGCCAUGGUACGAUCUGGCCGAGCAUGGCCAGAGAAAGCGACGUUGGUCCGCUUCAAGACGUGGCAGUCUAUGGUCGAGGAUUACUCACGACGGCGCUUGACGGUCCCGACUGAUAAGCUCCCUGCUAUUGAUGGUCUCGCGAUGGAGGUACAAAAGCUUCUGCAGUGUGAUUACCUCGCUGGACUUUGGAGGGGAAACUUGAUGAGUGAUCUGCUCUGGGAGAGGGCUGGGCCUGAAGUGAUGCAUGCGGCACUCGACUCAUCAGCGUACUACGCUCCUUCAUGGUCCUGGGCCUUGACAAACUUUCCAAUCAUUUUCAGGUAUGAUGCAGAUGAUGACGAUGCUGAGAUCCUUGAUGCGGGUGUCACGAAGAGCGAGACUGGAGAUGGGCUAGUCUCGGGGUUCAUCCGCAUGCGCGCGAGGGUACUUGAGGUGCCCAAGAGCCACUCCAUUCGCUUCACUCCUGACAAUAUCGAGAAAGAGGCCCGAGAAAUAUGCACAGUCUGCAUCUUACGAACAAGGGAGAUGCGGGAGGAACAGUGGGGAGGUAGAGAAGGACAGCAGCUAGUACAAGGUUAUCGACCAGCAGGUGGACGAGGUCUGAUGCUUGAAGCGGUUAAAGGAAGUGAUUCAGAGUAUAGACGCGUGGGAACCGUUGCGUGGGUGCCUAUCGAGAUGUUGGAGGGUGUCGAGUAUCAAGAGUUUUCCAUCAUUUAA